Messenger RNA from Acanthaster planci (crown-of-thorns starfish), 3652 nucleotides. Its product is annotated as LIM/homeobox protein Awh-like. NCBI's taxonomy places the organism in Eukaryota, Metazoa, Echinodermata, Asteroidea, Valvatida, Acanthasteridae. Gene Ontology annotation, biological process: regulation of transcription by RNA polymerase II; neuron differentiation. The record is from RefSeq and is a predicted model, not a curated record. Gene Ontology annotation, cellular component: nucleus. Gene Ontology annotation, molecular function: DNA-binding transcription factor activity, RNA polymerase II-specific; RNA polymerase II transcription regulatory region sequence-specific DNA binding.
CCACCAGACCGGAGUCGUUCAUGUUGUACAAGAAGUGCAUUUAGCUCGCAAUGGAUUGUGCGUACAUUUGGUGGUGAAGACUGACAGUAGAAAAAGCGACAGCAACCAUUUUCGGAUUACACCAUCCACAUGACUAUACUUCUGAGGUUUGCUCUCCAUGUACUUAAUAGACAUCCACGGUGAAUGAAGACGGGGAGAAGAGGAGAUUCACUUCCUCAGUGUUCCUGAGUCGAUCUGAGGAUCUGUCCCAAGCAGGGACAGAGCUAGGUGUAGGACUAUAUAUGCCUCAAAUUGUGCGUCAGAUGGCGACCUUGCCACAUCCUGCAGAUAUCAUCAUUAAAGAAGAGGCACUGGACUCCGCGAUAAGUAAGUGUGUGAGGUGUAAUGGCUGCAGCGAAAUCAUAGCUGACCGUUACUUUCUCCGUGUUGGCGGUAGCCUCAGCUGGCAUUUAAAUUGUCUUACCUGCACUGCUUGUCUGACCAAGUUAGAUACACAGGUAACUUGCUACUGUCGCGACUCUAAAGUCUACUGCAAACACUGUUAUUCAAGGACUUUUAGCGCCAAGUGUGCUGGAUGUGGGCGCACUAUCCAAUCUAGUGACUGGGUCAGGCGAGCUAAGAAUCAUGUUUAUCACUUGGCAUGCUUUGCCUGCGAUGACUGCAAACGUCAGCUGUCUACAGGUGAAGAGUUCGCAAUGUUGGACAGCAAAGUGUUGUGUAAAGCUCACUACUUGGAUAUGAUCGAAGGAAGUUUUCAGGCAGCAACUGGCAAAAACGACUCUAGUUCUGUUUUGGGCUCGGAUGGUGUUGAUAAGAGAAAUGUACAUAAAUCUAAGAGGAUAAGAACCACGUUCUCGGAGGAGCAGUUGGAGGUCUUGCAAGCCAAUUUCACCAUAGAUAGUAACCCAGAUGGACAGGACCUAGAGCGUAUUGCACAACAAACUGGCCUCAGCAAACGCGUCACGCAGGUGUGGUUCCAGAAUUCACGCGCACGCCAAAAGAAGCACAAAGGUUCACCCAGAGAUAUGUUGCAUGGUUCAUCGUCGGGUGAUGAAGCGUCAAGACAGGAUAUGUGUGUCACUUGCGGGACCACGUACUGUGUGUGCUUGAAGGAAAGGGGGCCGUCAUGUACAACAUAAUCAUAAUCAAACAUUUUGUGUUAAAGUUGUAUAUAAAAAUUAUGUGUGUUAUUCAACACAAUGUUUGAUGUUUGCAAGGGAGGAUCUAGGUGGCCAACGGGGGCCAUUGCCCCGUCCCAAAAAAGGAGCAAUUAAAAAAAAAAGACAGGCGAUUUUUUGGUCUCCUUAAUUUCUCUACCUCCCAAAAGUGUGUAAAAAGCCAUAUAAUGUUGCCCCACCUAUCCCAAUGGCCAGGAAACAUUACCUGAACGAAUUUUCUGAAUUUUUGGCAGAAAAAAUGGGCCCCCGAAAAUUUGGUUCUUGAUCCGCCCUUGGAUGUAUGCUAUGAGUGUAAAACGAUGAUCGUUUUGACCGCUUAGAAGUCAUUGCCUGUCCCAGAAAAGGCCUGUUGGCUAGCGUGGACAGUCAAAUUUGCCAGUUCAGGAGAAGGGAGUAAUAAGAUAUACUAAAGACGCAUCAAAGAAAUUAUGUUGGAUCAUGUUAGGGCUAGAUGCGGUAUUUGCUCAACCGAAACGGAAGAAUUUAAUUCGAUUAAAUGAAAAUACAGACAGGAUUUGUUUUUAUUCUUAAUGUGUAGGUGUACGUCAGCGAUAACAGGAAAACGACUAGUCGCCUGACAAACUUAUCUCCCAUGAAGUGCAAUAUAUGAAUGAUUAAUAAUUACACGCUACGCAAUUUACUCGCAAUGUGAAGUGUAACCUUUUUUAUGUUGUAUUGAUGACGGUUUUACUGUUGAAACCGAUGUUAAAGUUGUGCAUGUAUUUGUACUUAAUAUAUCGUGACUCGACGGGUAUACGUGUAGUUCCGUGGGACUAAAAGGUAAGGUCUGUUUUUCCCGUAACUGACUUGAUGUCAGUUUUAGACACAAUCACCAAUAAGAUUGCUAUCAAAACUACGCAGGACCAUUUUGGUAAAUCUAAAGAAGUUACUGAAUAAUGUUGUGAGACCAAGAAGGAUUAAAAUGUUAGGGUGGUUAAAGCAGUAAUACUUAGUGAUGUGUUGUUAUUCGUGUCGCAUUAUACGGAUGCCAGUUAAAUACAGAUGUAAGCUAUAAUUCUAAAAGUGACCCUUCAUUCAUGUUAGUCCCUGGAAUGGAAGAUUUCAGAAGCUGCACAGGAAGUUUUGGUAACAGCUCGGCAAGAUUUAAGGAAUAGCCACGGAAAGAUUUCAGUACGGCUGUGUCUUGUGCUAAUGCCGGUGAUGAUUCCGUACAAGGACUGAAUACACGUGUGACGCCAUGUCGCCUGUUGUUGUAAUUAAAGUUGAUUUAUCUGUUAAUAUUUACAAACACAAUUUGACAUAUUGCACGUACCAUCAGUCGAACAAAAGGUCAUAUGUUAAUUGCUUAACCUAAAUUGAUUUCAGAAGAUUCCAAGGGGUAUCAGUCAACAGCUCUGUGUUAUUCUGAAUGCACCUAAACAGUAGUGUCGUUGGAGCCAGUGGCAUUACAUAAGACGAGAGGGGAAUCUUGGAUUUUUAUCACUUCUAAUGUACUGUUGACCACAUCAUCAUGGUUUUCAAACUUCACUGAAAAGACUAAUCCCCAAAAGACGCUAAUUUGAUUCCCAGCAUACAUGGCCAUGUAAAGGGAAGAAUCCUUAGCAUAAUUUGCAAUAUAUAUGCAAUGUGAUUUUAUUACAAAGCCAACAAAGGCGAGAAACCCAUUCUCGGCAAUGAAUUACGGCCCUCUCUAAGAAAGUUACAUAUUAGAACUUCCUUAAUUAUGUCUAUAUUUAUCACAAAACUAACUAUAGCUUUCAUACUCAUGUUUUUCUUUCAUUAACCGUCGUUCUUACUUUCUAUUUGACUGUCGGAGUACAAAAGCGCUCGCUUCACUCUAGAACCAAAGUUGUUACAUGUAUGUAUAUAACAUGUAACCAUCAUUGUUUGUGUAUUUGUAGUACUGGUUCAAUAUUUUCUCUUUGUAAAGUCGAAUCGAUAUCAUAUUUGGGACCGUCGUAAGUGGAGAAUUCCCUGAAUAUACAUCCUGACCUGGAAAAACCACUAUACCUAAACGUAACAUGUAUUUUGUCCCAAAGUAAUGGUCGUAUUUCAUUGUUAAGGUGUAAAAUUGCAGCUUGCUUCUGCUUUUUCUGCAAAUGUCAUUGGACGCUUAUGGUGUAUUGCAGAGAUAUAUUUUUAAGUACGUAACACAACUCAUUUUGUUCUACGCACUUGAAGUUCAUCUUGAAGUUCAUGUCGUUACUGAAUUCAAAUCCUACGUCAACACACAACGGUCAGGGUUCCUUCUUCGAAAUUUCUUUCUAGCUGUAUUUUUGAUGAAACCAAAGUUAUUAUGAGACGGCAGUAGUUCUGUAAUUGUGCAGUUUCAGAGUUUAAUGAAUUUGUUUCAAAGGAAGAAACUUCAGCUGAAAGUUGUGCAGUUUACCUCAGUAAAUUUGUAACAAGGUGCUGAUCUUAUUUGUUUCUGUAAUAUUAAUCACUUUGAACCAUGUCAGGACCCUGUUCAGUGAUGGAAAAUAAAAGAGGAUUCAACAGAACCAGUAUCCACA